AUGGGCUACCGCGACGUCCUCGCGAGCGCGCCGCUCCUGUCGCUCAUCACUGCCUACCAAGCGGGCGUCAACCUAGACGUCUGCGUCCUCACGCGCCUUGGCCACAACCCGGCGAACGGCGACCUCGGGCCUGUACACGCAGUCAUGGCACCGUGGCUCGAUCGCGUCGGCUUGCGCUUCAUCCAUGAGCUGUGCCCGUCGCUCGUCUUUAGCUACGCGCUCGAGUAUGGCCGGGUCGAUCUCUUGCGCGAGCUCAUGGCGACGAAGAUGAUGUUCUUCACGGUCGAUUCCUGGCAUCUUGUUUUCGGAAAAUGGACGCGCUGCAUUGGCCAGCACCGGCAUUUGCAGCGGUCGUACGCCGAUGCAUGGGACGUGUGCUACGAGUAUGACCGCAUUCGCGGUCCGAUAAGCUUGGACCACCGCAAAUUGUGCGUGGUCGGUCACUUGUGGCACCUUGCCGUCGCUGCCUGUCUCGGUGGCCACGUCGACUUGCUUCGACGAGCCUUGAAGCACGACGUCAUUCCAUAUCCGUCGACGUUGCUAGCGAUUGCCCUGCGCGCCGGCCGAGCCUGCAUUGCACAGGAGUUUUUGGCCCGGAGUGUGAUCUUCGUCUUCACGGCCGACGAUGUCCGGCAUGCCGUCACGAGCGGCAGCGUCGACCUCGUGGUUUUUCUCUUGGAAAACAGCGCUGGGAGCAUGGUGGCAGAGGCAUUCCGAGAAGGGGUCAUCCAGAACCAACUUGUGCUUCUUCAGCGGCUCUGCACCACGUGCCACGACCAAACGUAUUGGCUCAUGGCCCUCCAGAUCGCUGCUGCCAACCUCCGAGAUGACGUGAUCGCGCACUUUGCAGCGGCACCCGAGUUUCAUCUGACGCCAGCCGAAGCUGCGCGGGUGCAACGACGUCGCAAGCGCAUCGCCAAAGAUUUGCCCGUUCGGGAUACACGGUUGCGGAAGUAG
Messenger RNA from Saprolegnia diclina VS20, 957 nucleotides. RefSeq lists its product as hypothetical. The transcript has a single exon. Lineage: Eukaryota; Oomycota; Saprolegniomycetes; Saprolegniales; Saprolegniaceae. The record is from RefSeq and is a predicted model, not a curated record. The coding region runs from base 1 to 957 and encodes 318 amino acids.